CGACCAUCAUUGCGCCUUCUCUUACCUCUAUCAUCGACGCGGAUCAAACGCUGUCGCUCCAAGUGAUUGUGACUAAGCCUGCCGCGUGCUUGUUUUCUGCUUAGUUACUUGACAGACUUUUGUAUCUCUGAACAUUGAUCAACGUGCAUACUACUAAACAUAUAGUAACCAUGGGUCUCAACUACUAUGCCUCGUCGCCUACAGUCGUCCUGCCGGCGCAACAGCCACAAGACCACUUCGCUCCCCACCAACGCGCCCACUCACCUUCGACUCUGGGUAACAUUCGUCGCAAGUGCCCUACUCCACCAUCACUCAACUAUCAAGCAGCCGUUUCAAACGCCACAGCUGGGCGCAAACGAUCCAUCACCGACGUCGACGACCCAGAAGAGAACCAACCAGUCGGAUCAAUUGUUACUCAACUGCCUGUGAAGCCUAAGCAAGAACCUAUCUACGGCCCUGGGAUGACGCUCAUUUACCCUGAUGAUCCUAGCUUCAGUAUCGCAGCCGAGUCGCAAACCGGCACGUGGUGCGAAGAGAAGAAAGAGAAUGAAGACAAAGCCGAGCUAGCUCGUCCCAUUGCCGUCUCGCGCAAAUCGCAACGAAUGAGUCCAUCUGCCAGCAUCGAAAUUCCUUCGCUUAACGACAUGGAUGUCCAAAAAACCGAGGGCGUUAUCGACGACAAGGGCAACACCAUCGACACGCUCAUCGCAUCGCUUGGCGUCGGCUGGAAGAACGUUAUGACGAAUCCAAAUCUCCGCGACGCAGCACGCGCUUAUUCACGUGUUAUCGAGCGCCACUUCGAUUUCACCGACGCCCUUAUCAUGCUCGAGAAGGAGUCACUAUCUGCCUACCUGGUACGCGCAAAGCAACAAGGCGUAGACGGCUACUGGCUUUUCGCAGACAGUCUCCAGUGGUGCCAGCUCGUCGGUUGGUCCCUAGAGCAGACUGUCCGCAACAUUAUGUCUGGACCUACUCCUCACGUCGAAGGAGAACGUAUCAACGCCCGUCAACUCACUCCAUCUGAGCCGGCCACUUCUUCUCCCCAGACUGUCGCCACCACCAAUGUCGACUUAAUGGAGAUGUGACGAGGUUCUCCUGUCCGCCUUCCUUCUUUCUCGUUCACCUUCAAUCCUGUACUACCAAAAGCGCUUUCGGUUCUUCUCGCACCUGCAUUUAUUUACGCAUUUGAUCUUCUGGGACUUUCUCUUCGGCAACUCGGCGUUCGGCGGUCGGUUCGGAUGAACUCACUGUGGCGGAUGUCCAUCGACUAUGUACUAUAUAUUUCUUUUGCCCGUGCAACGACAGCUUGAUCGAAUAUUUCCGAUCGCGUCGCGUAGACCUUACCUAUGCUCCUGGUUUUGCCAGGGCAACGAAACAAUGAAGCAACGUUACUACUA
Dothidotthia symphoricarpi CBS 119687 is the source of this 1397-nucleotide messenger RNA. RefSeq lists its product as uncharacterized. Lineage: Eukaryota; Fungi; Ascomycota; Dothideomycetes; Pleosporales; Dothidotthiaceae. The coding region runs from base 171 to 1085 and encodes 304 amino acids. The record is from RefSeq and is a predicted model, not a curated record. The transcript has a single exon.